ACCCGGCGAGAUUUCCCUGGCGGGAUGGUCCCCUGGUGCCAGGUGGAAGUGUUGUAUUUUGCAAAAAGCGCUGAAAUAGCAGGAAUUCCCUCUGAGACCAUUUCUGUGCCGCAAGAAAUAAAAGCAUUGCAGCUCAAUGAGAUAGAAGCACGCCAUCCAGGAUUGGCUGAUGUCAGAAAUCAGGUGAUAUUUGCUGUUCGUCAAGAAUAUGUGGAGCUUGGAGAUCAGCUCCUCCUUCUUCAGUCAGGAGACGAAAUUGCCAUUAUCCCUCCCAUUAGUGGAGGGUAGUACUUUUGAGGCACCUGGAAAAGAUAUGAAUGAAGUUGAAGAGAAAUCUAAAGAUAUAAUAAAAUUCACAUCUGAGAAACUUUCAGUAGAUGAAGUCUCACAGCUGGUGAUUUCUCCACUCUGUGGCACAAUAUCCCUAUUUGUAGGGACUACAAGAAAUAAUUUCGAAGGGAAAAAA
This is a messenger RNA of Capra hircus (goat), 466 nucleotides long. Its product is annotated as molybdopterin synthase sulfur carrier subunit-like. Gene Ontology annotation, biological process: Mo-molybdopterin cofactor biosynthetic process. The record is from RefSeq and is a predicted model, not a curated record. NCBI's taxonomy places the organism in Eukaryota, Metazoa, Chordata, Mammalia, Artiodactyla, Bovidae. Gene Ontology annotation, cellular component: cytosol.